This is a messenger RNA of Seriola aureovittata, 3233 nucleotides long. It is a transcript of the gene atp6v1b2b, whose product is annotated as ATPase H+ transporting V1 subunit B2. Gene Ontology annotation, molecular function: proton-transporting ATPase activity, rotational mechanism; ATP binding. The coding region runs from base 22 to 1668 and encodes 548 amino acids. Gene Ontology annotation, biological process: ATP metabolic process; proton transmembrane transport. The transcript has 14 exons. The record is from RefSeq and is a predicted model, not a curated record. Gene Ontology annotation, cellular component: proton-transporting V-type ATPase, V1 domain. Lineage: Eukaryota; Metazoa; Chordata; Actinopteri; Carangiformes; Carangidae.
GUGUGUUUCUCAGCCUCCCUCAUGCUCAUGAUGCAACUGGUGUGGUUCCCGCGCAUGCGCCGAGGCUGUCACGACUCGGACGCCGCUGCGGCUGCUGCAGGUGGAAACAUGGCGAUGAAGGCGCUCAGAGGGAUGGUGAACGGGGCCAUGAGCGAGCUCUCCUCGGCCGUCAGCGGGAACAGACCGACGGCCGCCGCCCCGGCCUCCACCGCCGCCUCCCGGGAGCAUGUGAUGGCCGUGAGCCGGGACUAUAUCUCCCAACCCCGCCUCACCUAUAAAACAGUGUCUGGAGUCAACGGGCCGCUGGUGAUUCUGGACCAGGUGAAGUUCCCCAGGUACGCCGAGAUCGUCCACCUCACGCUGCCCGACGGCACCAAGAGGAGCGGACAGGUGCUGGAGGUCACCGGCUCCAAAGCUGUGGUGCAGGUGUUCGAGGGGACUGCAGGUAUCGAUGCAAAGAAGACCAGCUGUGAGUUCACAGGGGACAUCCUGCGGACACCUGUCUCUGAGGACAUGUUGGGUCGUGUGUUUAAUGGAUCUGGGAAACCCAUCGACAGAGGACCGGCAGUCCUGGCUGAAGACUUCCUGGACAUCAUGGGUCAACCCAUAAACCCUCAGUGUCGCAUUUACCCCGAGGAGAUGAUCCAGACCGGCAUCUCCGCCAUCGACGGCAUGAACAGCAUCGCCAGGGGCCAGAAGAUCCCCAUCUUCUCUGCUGCAGGGCUGCCACACAAUGAGAUCGCCGCUCAGAUCUGUCGGCAGGCCGGUCUGGUGAAGAAGUCCAAGGACGUGAUGGACUACAGCGAGGACAACUUCGCCAUAGUGUUCGCCGCCAUGGGGGUCAACAUGGAGACCGCCAGGUUCUUCAAGUCGGACUUCGAGGAGAACGGUUCCAUGGACAACGUGUGUUUGUUCCUCAACCUGGCCAACGACCCCACCAUCGAGCGAAUCAUCACGCCUCGUUUAGCUCUGACAUCAGCAGAGUAUCUGGCCUAUCAGUGUGAGAAGCACGUCCUCGUCAUCCUCACUGACAUGAGCUCCUAUGCAGAGGCUCUCCGAGAGGUGUCUGCAGCCAGGGAGGAGGUGCCGGGCCGACGAGGUUUCCCCGGAUACAUGUACACGGAUCUGGCCACCAUCUACGAGAGAGCGGGCAGAGUGGAGGGACGUAACGGCUCCAUCACCCAGAUCCCCAUCCUCACCAUGCCCAACGAUGACAUCACUCAUCCUAUUCCUGACCUGACCGGUUACAUCACUGAGGGACAGAUCUAUGUGGACAGACAACUUCACAACAGACAGAUUUAUCCUCCAAUCAACGUGCUGCCGUCGCUCUCCCGUCUGAUGAAAUCCGCCAUCGGGGAGGGGAUGACCCGCAGAGACCACUCUGAUGUUUCCAACCAGCUCUAUGCAUGUUACGCCAUAGGGAAGGACGUCCAGGCCAUGAAGGCGGUGGUGGGGGAGGAGGCUCUGACGGCUGAUGAUCUGCUCUACCUGGAGUUCCUCACCAAGUUUGAGAAAAACUUCAUCUCCCAAGGUGCUUAUGAAAACAGGAGUGUGUUUGAGACCCUGGACAUCGGAUGGCAGCUGAUGAGGAUCUUCCCCAAAGAGAUGCUGAAGAGGAUUCCUCAGAGCACCUUAGCCGAGUUUUACCCCCGAGAAGCCAAACACUAACCCGACCCGGCCCCCGGCCCCCCCGGCCCCCGGCCCCCGGCCCCCGGCCCCCGGCCCCCGGCCCCCGGCCCUCGCUGCUUCCAUCUGCUUCAGUGAGAACUGCCUUCAUACGGUGUAGUGUUGAUGCUGUAACCGUCCUGACGCUUGUGACUUUCAUGCGGCCUUGACAACAAACCAUUGGACAGGAGGAGGAACACACUCCGACACACAGAGGUUUAUGUUUACAGUGAGUGUAGAGGAAGAGAGCAGUACAGUAAUGUGUUAAUUAUCUGCGUGAGUGAUCAGAAGGACAUUUAGAUUUUUUUGCCACACCUAGAAUACGACACGAAGGACAGAAAGAAAAUCACAUAAAUCCCAGACUCUGGUUUUCAGACCUUAAUGUGUAAUAUCUAUAAAGAAAUCAUGAAUUACUAAUAAAGCCUCUGUAAUUUAACCGACAGGAGAAGCCACAGUAAAGACUAAACAUUCCCUCCUUUUCUUUCUUUCCCUCUCUGGAAGUUCAGCACAAAUCUCCCCGUAAAACAGCAGAUUGACAUUUUUACAGUUUGGUGUUUGCACGGUUGAAAUAAACAAGAUAUCCCGUGUUAGUCAGAGAUUGUCAGAGGAACUGGAUCAAUCUGAAAACAUCAAACUCUCAGCAACAAAACCAAUAAGAAGAUUUCCAAAGAUGUCAAAUCAUUUCUUUAAAGGUACCAGGAGUAACGUUUUUACACGUGAGUCCCUGUUGAUGUUGAAAUAAAAUCUCAAACAUUAGUUUUUACAAAUGUUUAAUAAUAUUUUUUAGAGCUCAAGGAUUCCCACAAUGAGUUUUGGUGGGAAACAAACUCUUUUUUGUUUAGAAGAGAAGAUGGAGUACACCUGUGCAUCACUGCAGCCAGGUGGCCUCCACGUUGCUCUUUAAUCUGCAUAUAUUUUGAUAUUUACAGAUUAUUGUAAUUCAGAUUUAAAAGCUUAAUUAUAACAGAAAUUAUAGAGAAUAUUCUUCUAACCAGUUCAGUAUUACCCCUCAGUUAUAAGCUAAAUUAAAUAAACUGUCGGGUUUACCUGUGUGAACACGGAGGAGGAGUCUCACCUGAGUGAAUGUGAAGGCGUCAUGUUUCGUUCACGCCGUACGAUUGUGACGCCCUGACAGACGGUCAUGUAACUGCCGUGAGGUACACGGAGUUGUUUGAUGCGUGUUUUACAUGAGAGGCGUGUCUGUGUCGGGAUAUUAAAGUGAGUAUUGGGCGUUUAAAUGAUGCGGAUGUGUGUGAGGUUUAAACAAGACGUCCUCUUGAUGUUGUCGUGGUUCCUCUGGAUGAUCGUUGUCGACUCUUUCUCUUUUAUUCCGUUGCCAAAAGCUUGAAGCGCUGAUUUCUUUGUGUUUCAUGUUUUCUGUGUUUGUGUAAUCUUUCAGUUCUCGACUGUCUGCUACUCAUCAGCCUUGAAAUAUCUAUGAAUUAUGUAUUUCUGUUUGAACAGUGUGUGCAUAUUGACUGGUUAUGAUCAUCAUGCAUGCGUUGUCAUUGAAUGUUUCCUGUUGGUGCCUCAAGUUAUCAAGUGAAAUAAAAGCUGCCGUCUCAUUA